Cajanus cajan (pigeon pea) is the source of this 2729-nucleotide messenger RNA. The record is from RefSeq and is a predicted model, not a curated record. Lineage: Eukaryota; Viridiplantae; Streptophyta; Magnoliopsida; Fabales; Fabaceae.
AAAACUAGUCUAUAGAAGUUUGGAAAUGGCAUACUAUUAUUUCCUAUUUUAAUUUUUGUUGGAUGGAAGAUUCUAAUGCAUAUAUUUUAGGACCUCAGUAGCCAUGAUGUGUUAAUCCCUUUCUUCAUUGUUUGCAGGCAUCAUGAUCUUUAGGAUGCUUAUCCUAUCUGUGGCUUUUAUGGUGACAAAUUCAAUAGCUCUCACAGAACAACAAACAUACAUAAUACACAUAGACAAGACCAAGAUCGAAGCCUCAAUUCAUUCUCAAGACAGCUCAAAACCAUGGGUUGAAUCAAUCAUUGAUUUCAUUUCUCAAGCUUCAAUGCAGGAAGAAGAAGAGAUUUUAGCUCCUCGACUCCUUUAUACCUAUGAAAACAGCAUGUAUGGUUUUGCUGCUCAGCUUUCCAAGAAACACCUAGAAUACUUGAACCAAGUGGAUGGUUUCCUCUCAGCCAUACCUGAUGAACUAUCAACUCUCCACACAACAUACACUCCACAUUUUCUUGGCCUGAGGAAUGGAAAAUCACUUUGGACUGCUUCUAACUUGGUCUCAGAAGUGAUCAUUGGGGUCCUUGAUUCAGGAAUAUGGCCUGAACACAUCAGUUUCCAAGAUUCAGGUAUGUCCCCAGUACCUUCUCAUUGGAAAGGUGUUUGUGAGCAAGGCACCAAGUUCUCUUCCAAAAAUUGCAACAAGAAGCUUAUUGGUGCAAGAGCCUAUUACAAGGGGUAUGAAAACUAUGCUGGAAAGAUCAAUGAAACAGUGGAUUAUGUUUCCCCAAGAGAUUCCCAAGGGCAUGGAACACACACUGCCUCAACUGCAGCUGGUGAUGUGGUGAAAAAUGCCAACCUUUUUGGCCAGGCUAAAGGCACAGCAAGUGGAAUGAGGUACACCUCAAGAAUUGCAGCUUACAAAGUAUGCUGGCCUUCUGGUUGUACUAAUUCCGAUGUGUUAGCCGCCAUGGAUCAAGCGGUUUCUGAUGGGGUUGAUGUGUUGUCACUCUCUUUAGGUACUAUUCCCAAGCCUUUUUACAAUGACAGUAUUGCAAUAGCUUCAUUUGGAGCAACCAAGAGAGGAGUUUUUGUUGCUUGCUCUGCAGGCAACUCGGGCCCCUUUCCAUCUACAGUUGCAAAUGGUGCUCCAUGGAUCAUGACAGUUGCUGCUAGCUCCACUGACCGAACCUUUCCAACAAAGGUGAAGCUUGGCAAUGGAAAAAGUUUCAAAGGGUCAUCUUUAUAUCAAGGUAAGAAUACAAACCAAUUGCCCCUUGUCUAUGGAAAAUCAGCGGGUCCAAAAAGGGAAGCACAGUAUUGCAUUGAAGGCUCCCUUGAUCCAAAGCUUGUGCAUGGGAAAAUAGUUGCUUGUGAGAGAGGAAUAAAUGGUAGAACUGAAAAGGGAGAGGAAGUGAAAGUGGCUGGUGGAGCAGGAAUGAUACUACUCAACACUGAAAAUCAUGGAGAAGAGCUUUUUGCUGACUCUCAUAUUCUGCCAGCCACUUCAUUAGGGGCUUUAGCAAGUAAGACUAUUAGAAGCUACAUUCAAUCUGUUAAAAAAUCAACAGCUUCAAUUUCUUUUAUUGGAACAAGGUUUGGUGACCCUGCACCAGUGAUGGCAGCAUUUUCUUCUAGAGGACCAAGCAUAGUGGGACCAGAUGUGAUCAAGCCAGAUGUGACUGCACCUGGCGUCAACAUCUUGGCUGCUUGGCCUACCAAUAUUAGCCCAAGCUUUCUCAAGAGUGACAAAAGAAGAGUACUAUUUAACAUACUUUCAGGUACCUCAAUGUCUUGUCCUCAUGUUAGUGGCAUAGCAGCACUGCUUAAGUCCUUGCACAAAGAUUGGUCCCCAGCAGCUAUCAAAUCUGCUCUCAUGACUACUGCCUACACAUUGAACAACAAAGGAGCUCCAAUUUCAGACAUGGCCUCAAACAACUCACCAUUUGCUAACCCCUUUGCAUUUGGUUCAGGCCAUGUUAACCCUGUAAGUGCUUCUGAUCCAGGGUUAGUGUAUGAUAUCAGCACCAAAGAUUACUUAAAUUAUUUAUGCAGCAUAAACUAUACCUCCUCACAGAUUGCUUUAUUAUCAAGAGGCAACUUUGUUUGUUCUAAGAAAUCAGUUCUUCAAGCUGGUGACUUGAACUACCCUUCAUUUGCUGUUCUAUUUGGCAGAAGUGACUUAAAUGCUAGUGUGACAUACAAGAGGGUUGUCACAAAUGUUGGAAAACCCCAAAGUGGUUAUGCAGUUAAAGUGGAACAGCCAAAUGGAGUUUCAGUUACAGUUGAACCAAGGAAAUUGAAGUUUGGAAAACUGGGUCAGAAAUUGAGUUACAAGGUGACAUUUUUGGCAGUUGGCGGAGCAAGAGUUGGUGGUACCUCAUCAUUUGGGUCACUGAUUUGGGUAUCAGGUAGAUACAAAGUUAGAAGUCCUAUAGCAGUAACCUGGCAAUAGUGAAAGUGAAAAAUCUUUCUAAAGGGUGGUAUUUGAGAGAAGAAACAGAGUUUCUUCUUCUUGAUGGCCCACAUGACAUUAUUGUUGGAAGUUAUAUCAUGCAUAAUAAGUUCAUUAGUGGCAAAGUGAAAAUUUAAAUCGCUUCUUGCUGUUUAUUUUAGAUAUUGUUUUUGUAUGAACCAUUUAUACACUUUUGCGUCAUAAUCAUGUAAUCCUAAAUUUUAUAAUAGGCUUUGUAUUUCUCAUGAAGUUUCCUCAGAUCUUCAAGUAUGAAAGCUUAUUGCAU